Molecule: messenger RNA, 744 nt
Organism: Necator americanus (New World hookworm)
Lineage: Eukaryota; Metazoa; Nematoda; Chromadorea; Rhabditida; Ancylostomatidae
Exons: 7
Coding region: 1-744 (247 amino acids)
Source: RefSeq, a predicted model, not a curated record
AUGUCCGAGACUACAGUAUCAGGCCUAAAUAUAUUUCAAAUAUUCUACUUCUAUCUCCCUCCUUCAAACUAUCAAGGUGGUCCAAAAGAUCCACGAAUGCGAGAUAAUGACGCUUAUGAUUUCUGGAUCUAUCAAAUGCCGUACAUAAGAUGUCAAACGUUCAUCAUUGGCAUGCUUGUGGGAUACUUUCUUGAAAAGAAGAAAACUAUUCGAAUUCGGAGAAGUAUAAACCUAGUAAUGUGGUUAGUUGCGCUCAUAUCAAUGAGUAUCGCACUGUUUGGGUUGAAAGACUGGGCGAGCGGUCAUCAAUGGGCUUUGUUCCCCAGAGCAAUGUAUUCAGCUUUCGCGCGCCCAUUAUGGGCCUUUGGCUUAUCAUGGAUAGUCAUCGCUUGCUACUAUGGAUACGGAGGUCUCAUAAGUACUUUAAUGUCUUUGCCGAUCUGGGUGCCGCUUUCUCGGCUGUCUUUCUGUGCUUAUCUUGUACAUAUAUUAGUUAUUGGCAUUCUAUUUGGCAUUGAUCAUGGAGCUGUACACUUCUCAGGAAUAUCGAAUGCGUUGAUUCGGACUUGUCUUCCCGUCGCCAUACUCACCUUUGCUGUAGCCGUGUUUUGGAGCUGUACAUUUGAGCUCCCGUUUGCAAAGUUAGAAAUGAAACUCCUCGCUGGAAAACGUACAGCCUCUGCCAAGGACAAAAAGGUUGCUCACAUAAACGGCACGAUCGAUAUAGUGAAGACGAAAAUAUAA